Molecule: messenger RNA, 1747 nt
Organism: Chinchilla lanigera (long-tailed chinchilla)
Lineage: Eukaryota; Metazoa; Chordata; Mammalia; Rodentia; Chinchillidae
Product: zinc finger protein 124-like
Exons: 4
Coding region: 31-312 (93 amino acids)
Biological process (GO): regulation of DNA-templated transcription
Source: RefSeq, a predicted model, not a curated record
UUAUCUUUCCACGGCCAUCCGGAACUUGUUAUGAGUUGCUGGGUCCGAGGCCGUCUUCAUGGUGUGGGCUGCGGUGUCCGUGAGGAGGACUCCUGGGAUCUGGGAAUGGAGUCAGUGACCUUUGAGGAUGUGGCUGUGAACUUCACCCAGGAGGAAUGGACUUUGCUGAAGCCUUCCCAGAAGAAUCUCUACAGAGCUGUGAUGCGGGAGACCGUCUGGAACCUGGCCUGUAUAGGUCAAAAAUGGCAAUUCCAGACCGUUGAAGAUAAAAACAAAACUCUCAACAGAAACCUAAGACAUCAAGUGCUAUAGAGAUUCUCUAAACACAGAGAAAGUAAACAACAUGGAGAAACAUUCAGCAAGACUCCAAAUCAUAGAGUGAACAAGAAAGCUUCUAGGGUAAAACAGUGUAAAAGCCAUGUGUUGAAAGAAGUGGCCAGUAGUUUUUCAGUGGACAUCAUAAUUAACAAUGGACACAGGCCAUCUGGAUAUCAGGAAUGUACAGAGAGGCCCCAUGAAUGUAAAAAAUGUGAUAAAGCUUUUAAGUGGCCCUGUGACCUUCGAAAUCAUGAAAGGACUCACACCGGAGAAAAACCUUAUGCAUGUAUGCAGUGUGGGAAAACCUUUGCUUGUUCCACCUACUUUCGAAGACAUGCACAAAUUCACACUGGAGAAAAACCCUACAUAUGCCAGCAAUGUGGGAAGUCCUUCCGGUGUUUUAGUUUCCUUGAAAUACAUGAAAGAAUCCACACUGGGGAGAAACCUUUUGCAUGUAAGCACUGUGCAAAAGCCUUCACUCGUGCCAGUACUCUGCGAAUACAUGAAAGAAACCACAAUGGAGAGAAACCUUAUGUGUGUGAGCUAUGUGGGAAAGCUUUCCAAGAGUACAGCAAAAUGCUAAGGCAUGGAAAAACUCACAAUGGGGACAGACACUGUGCAUGUGAGGAAUGUGGGAGAGUCUUCAGGAGCUACGGUUACUUGCAAAAUCAUAUAAGGACUCACACUCGCCAGAAACCCUAAAUAUAGAAUGUGAGAAGCCUCUUUAUCCCACAGCCACCAUAGCACAAAUGAGAAUGCCUAGAGCAGGGGCCUCUUGUCAGGGUAGAUUGAGGAAAGCCUCUAGCACCUGGGUUCCAUUGACAGGGUUGAAAGAACACAGUACAGAGAAAAACGUUAGAACAGAUGUGCAAAAAUCUUUAGUUGGUCCUCACGUAAGAAUGUAUGCUGGAUUGAAACCCUGUGAAUGAGAAAAAUAUCAGAGAGAUGCCAGUUGUAAUAGUUUUGGGGUCCUGUAAAAGUUCUUGUCCUGAAAGCUUAUGAAUUUAAGUAAUACAAAGAGCAUAAUGCCAUACCUGACCUGAAGGAAACCUAAAAUUUACGUUAAUAAUGCAUCCAUCAUUGGUUCUCUUUUUGGGCAGAACAUGUUUGAGCUAGUCAGAUUACUGUCGUUAGGUAGCAGAUUCUAGAUGUUUCUUACAUUUUGCAUAUUUUUAUAACUGUGAAUGUGCUUUGUUUUACCUGUUUUAGGACACAUGUACAAAAUACCUUUGUUUUGUCUUGAUCUAUCCUAAUCUCUGAGGAGCAUCAUUUGAUGCUGUGUGUAACUUCAUAAGGUGCAACCUUGUAGAUGUGAGGCCUACUGAAUUCUCAGCCUUUUUUUUCCUUCUACUUAUUAUCUAAACACUAAAUCAUUUCCUGCAAUGUAUAAGUAUACUGUUCUCCAUAAAUGCACAUGCUCUUGAACCUA